AUGGCUACAGUCGCAUCAACAGUUUUAUAUCCCAAGGUUGCUAGUAGGGACUGGGGUACCAGAAAUGGUUUAAACCCAUUGAACAUGAGUCUUUUGUUUGAAGGAUCAGUCCCAAAUUCAAGGAUUUUUUUUGCAGAAAUGCGGUUGAAGGUGACAAUCACACUCCCAAGAGACUGUGCUGGCAUUACUCCAGUUAUAAAGUCAGGACCUUUGGACUUCAUGUACGGCUCCAAUAGCUUACAGUCAGUUCUUUGCCAAAAUCAACGGGGACAAAGUGGUCUGGACAUCCCCCUCUCAUUCUUGCCUCUACACUCCAGCUUCAAUCCUUACAAUGCACAGUGUUGGAUUGGACUGAUGAAUAAGAUUCAGCGUUGGCUGCUGAUAGAAGUUGUUGACAGGCACUCUCUGGAGUGGACUUGGGGUCGAGAGGUUUUCUGGAUGGCGUACAUUGCUGCGUAUCCCGAGUUUCCUAAUGGCCGAUGGACUAUUUGGAGCCUGAAAAUUUCUCCUGAAGGAUCUUUCUUGGAGGGCUGGAUGACAAAGUGCACAUCAGCUGUUCAGGAGGAAAUCAGGUUAUUCAAUGACAAUGUGGACUAUGUAUCAACCAGGGGUGCAAUCUGGGAGAGAUUCCAAGACACAGUUGCCUUGAUUUUUGAUGGCCGUGUAAUUUCUGCUGGUAUAUAG
Messenger RNA from Serpula lacrymans var. lacrymans S7.9, 684 nucleotides. RefSeq lists its product as uncharacterized. The record is from RefSeq and is a predicted model, not a curated record. NCBI's taxonomy places the organism in Eukaryota, Fungi, Basidiomycota, Agaricomycetes, Boletales, Serpulaceae. The coding region runs from base 1 to 684 and encodes 227 amino acids. The transcript has 3 exons.